Molecule: messenger RNA, 1152 nt
Organism: Notechis scutatus (mainland tiger snake)
Lineage: Eukaryota; Metazoa; Chordata; Lepidosauria; Squamata; Elapidae
Gene: NPY1R
Product: neuropeptide Y receptor Y1
Biological process (GO): G protein-coupled receptor signaling pathway
Cellular component (GO): neuron projection; plasma membrane
Molecular function (GO): neuropeptide Y receptor activity; neuropeptide binding
Source: RefSeq, a predicted model, not a curated record
AUGAAUACAUCACUUCUCUCCUUCACAGGAAAUAAUUCUAUUCAGAACGUCUCCAGUGAGGCUUCUGGACUCUUACAUUUCCAGGACAUUGACUGUCGUGUGCCUUUGGCAAUGGUAUUCACCUUGGCCUUGGCUUAUGGAAUUGUUAUCCUUCUUGGCAUUUCUGGAAAUCUGGCCUUAAUUAUUAUAAUCUUGAAGCAAAAGGAAAUGCACAAUGUGACAAACAUUCUCAUUGUCAAUCUGUCCUUUUCAGACCUCCUAAUAACUAUCAUGUGUCUUCCUUUCACAUUUGUAUAUACUCUGAUGGACCACUGGGUUUUUGGGGAGACCAUGUGCAAACUUAAUCCUUUUGUGCAGUGUGUCUCUGUCACGGUCUCUGUUUUUUCCUUGGUCCUCAUAGCUAUUGAACGCCAUCAGUUGAUUAUCAACCCUCGGGGCUGGAGGCCUAAUAACAGACAUGCCUAUGUUGGAAUUGCCACCAUCUGGAUCCUAGCAAUAGCCUCGUCUUUGCCUUUCUUAGUAUACCAUAUUUUAACUGAUGAACCUUUCACUAAUAUAACCAUAGAAGACUACAAGGGAAAAUAUAUAUGCUUGGAUUCAUUUCCAUGGGAGUCAGCCAGACUGUCCUACACAACCAUCCUCUUGGUCAUACAAUACUUGGGGCCCCUUUGUUUUAUAUUCGUUUGCUACUUAAGGAUCUACAUUCGCUUAAAAAGAAGGUGCAACAUGGUGGACAAGAUGAGGGAUAAUAAAUACCGGUCCACCGAAACAAAAAGGAUCAAUAUUAUGUUGAUCUCAAUUGUGGUGGCGUUUGCCGUGUGCUGGCUGCCCCUCACCAUCUUCAAUACAGUCUUUGACUGGAAUCAUGAAAUUCUCCCUGCAGCCUGCAGCCAUAAUUUGUUGUUUUUAAUCUGUCACCUUACAGCUAUGAUCUCAACCUGUGUGAAUCCCAUCUUCUACGGAUUCCUUAACAAGAACUUUCAACGCGAUCUACAGAUUUUCUUUCGUUUCUGUGAUUUCCACACCAGAGUCGAUGACUAUGAAACAAUAGCCAUGUCUACAAUGCACACAGAUAUUUCAAAGACUUCUCUGAAGCAAGCCAGCCCUCUCACUUUUAAAAAAAUUAAUGACCAUGCUGAUGAAAAAAUAUAG